AUGCCUACACAGGCUAUAUCACUGGCCGGGGGCCUUUUGCUGCUAAUUUAUCUCGUGACUCAUCUCAUCCGGAAGGUUUCCUUCGAGAUGUACUUCAGAACCUUCUUCAGAGAAGUCGCUUCUAUGAUGCAGCAUCCCGGGGGAGUGCAGCAGCUGCGCUGGAGGGCCCUGGCCUUCUUCGGAAGCUGGAGAGACUUUGCUGCUCCGCGGCACACAGCCCAAGUUCUGGGGCUCAUUUUGGCUGCUGGGGGCCCCGACGCGAAACAUGAGGCUUCCCGAAUUGCGUCUGAGUUGGCGGCCGUUGAGGCUCCUUUAGAUGCACAUUUUGUGAAGCAGAUCCACGGCAGGCGGAACGGGCGAGCGCCGCCGCUCCAGAACAAGUGGACUGCUGCGGGUGCUGCUGCUGCUGCUGCUGCUGCUGCUGGGCUGGCGGAGGAAAACAGCCUCAAGUCCCGCGUUUUGCUCGUCCUUGCUGUGGCUUACUGGGAAGCAGAAAGUUUCUGUCGAAUUGUUUUAAAUGAUCCUGCAAGUUGCUUGCUGGUGCUCGCAAUAUAG
Molecule: messenger RNA, 555 nt
Organism: Eimeria tenella
Lineage: Eukaryota; Apicomplexa; Conoidasida; Eucoccidiorida; Eimeriidae
Exons: 5
Coding region: 1-555 (184 amino acids)
Source: RefSeq, a predicted model, not a curated record